CCAGUGAUAUCUCAAAUGUGGAUUUCAUGUGAAUGAAUGCAUUUUGAAUAAAAGAUGACGUGUCGUCGUGCAUGCGUGUGUCGUGUUAUAACGCUGCAGUGCGCACCUUUAGAUUUGGGCAAAGUCCAAAUUACUGGCCAAGCUGCCUGGUUAAAUGUUGAUUUUUGCUUGUUCGAACAGGCUCUUAACAGAGCAAUAUAUAUUAUUGUCUGGCGGAAUUAUUACGAUUCACUUAUGGGUGAACGAUAAGCAACAAAAGAACACAAUCCAUAAUUUUGUCUUGUUUAUAACCAGCCGGCAAGUGCUCCCAUUCACCAAGAUCAUGUUGGGUUGAUCAGAUUGUCAGACUGAAAAUUAAGAAACACUCUGGUGCAGUAAUCAGUAACAAAAACCAUUAAUGAUUGAUAAUGCUCAACUUUGUGUCAAUGUUUAAGUGUGGGGGAGAAUAAAAAGUGAAUGAGGGACAUUUGGAACACUCGCCACACUGCUAUUUCUAUGCCAGGUGGAGAAAGUUGGAUUAAAAAAAAAUACUUCAUAUCCCAGCGAGUUGCUCCCGCGGUCAUGGAUGAAGAGCUGUCACCUCUGGAGUACCUGCUGCCCUCAGGCAAACAGAGGAUCGGUUUGAUCAUCCUGAACCAGCCUUUGGAUAAGGACUAUCUUGACAUACUGUGGAGUAAAGCCGUAGUGACGGCGUGUGCUGAUGGUGGCGCCAAUCACCUGUAUCACAUCACCAGAAAAAGUGACAGCUUCCGCCCCGACUAUAUCAGUGGGGAUUUUGAUUCCAUUACUGCGGAGGUCCGAGCUUUCUAUGCAGACAAGGGGUGCCGUCUGAUAGAAACAAGCGACCAGGAUUUUACGGACUAUACGAAGUGUCUGCUCAUCAUGGUGGAGGAGAUUCAACAACGGAAUCUGCAGGUGGAUGCCAUCGUGACACUGGGAGGGCUGGCGGGCAGACUUGACCAGAUCAUGGCUACUCUCGAGACCCUCCAUCACGCUUUGUCUAUGACGCAACUCCCAUUGUUAGUCAUCCAAGGGACCAGCCUGGCCUACCUGCUCAGACCUGGCAAGCACGCACUCGGGGUGAACACGGGCAUCGAGGGCGAUUGGUGUGGCCUUAUUCCAGUUGGGGGACCCUGCCAAACGACCACAACAGGACUCCGAUGGAACCUCGACAACCAGGUUCUGCAGUUCGGGAAGCUGGUGAGCACAUCCAACACCUAUGAGUCGGUAUCCCCCGGACAACCCAGGAAGCGCAUAACCGUCACCACAGACCAGCCUCUGCUUUGGAGCAUGGGCAUCCUGAAAGGAUUGCAAUGACCCAUUCGCCCACCUUUUUCUUUUUAAAUACCACUUGACCUCCUAAGGGCUGCAACUGAACUGAAGCCUGUCCCAGCUGACGUAGGAGGCGGGGCUCACCCUGCACUGCCCACCAUCCAAUCACAGGACUGAAAUGAUGGCAAACAAACAUCAAAAAUGUUCAUUUUUAUGCCAAAUUCGCUGUAAACUAGGGAUCUUGCUCCAGAAAGUAAGACUGGCUUUUGAAACGAAUGGCUGAAUGUGAUGAGGCGCCCCGGCGGUCGACUGGGUUAGUGCAUCGGCCUUCCUGUGUGGACGUUGCAUGUUCUCCCCAUACCUGCGUGGGUUAGACUCCAGUGCGACCCUUGUGAGGAUAAGCUGAUCAGAAAAUGGAUGGAUGGAUGGAUGAGGAGAUGAGGUCUUUAGUUCUACUCUUCAAUCAUUUUUUCAAGUGGUUAGCUGUGCUAGUGAGAAAAAAAAGUCACUAUUGUUCAUCGCCUUUUGUUUUAUUUACAAAGUGAAAGAAAUGUCAACAGAAUGUAAAAAUGUCAUCCUUCACCCCCCAUCACAUCACAACUGUACACAGCAGUGUUCUGGUCUCAGAUGUUCAGGGCUUUUAACCACCACUGCAAGACAAAAUGAGAACAAUGUGAUUAUGCUUUGCGCAUACAAAUUGGAUGUGAAAGCUAUAGCAUGAUUUUGUUUUGGUUGUAACUGUGGCAAAUUCAGGUUAUACCGGCUUUCAUGCCAUAUAACAAAUUUAGUUAACCGAUUGCAGAUGAAUAAGAACCAAUUUAAUGUGGGAUACAUUUUGAUAGCUGGUGAUGACAACUCUGUGUAGUGCAAUGAUUUCCCACCACUGUCCUGAAUAAACUACCCAAAUUUGGUUCCAUGGUC
Messenger RNA from Hippocampus comes (tiger tail seahorse), 2193 nucleotides. It is a transcript of the gene tpk1, whose product is annotated as thiamin pyrophosphokinase 1. Lineage: Eukaryota; Metazoa; Chordata; Actinopteri; Syngnathiformes; Syngnathidae. The record is from RefSeq and is a predicted model, not a curated record. Bases 457 to 1317 code for a protein of 286 amino acids. The transcript is spliced from 9 exons. Gene Ontology annotation, biological process: thiamine diphosphate biosynthetic process; thiamine metabolic process. Gene Ontology annotation, molecular function: ATP binding; thiamine binding; thiamine diphosphokinase activity.